AAUGUGGCAACAAGAAAAAAGACUGUUGCAGCUGACAAUUCCGGUUGUGCUUAUGGCCGAUUUUGGCGUGGUUACGGCCAACAGUAUCUUAUCUGGUUAUUAAACGUCUCCUGUCGUAUUUUCGGCGGAUGGGCACCUAGUUGGUUUCGACCGCAAAACACCGGACGGUUCUGGCAUCCCUGCGGAAAAGUGCGGCUCCUGUCCGAGAGUGAACGAGGAGGUGACGGACCAUUUCUAACGUGGUGCAUUGGGACGGACGAAAGGUGGUUUCCGGUCGUGUUUCAAAGCAUGGUUGACGCCCCAAAACGGACAGCCGGGAUGAAGCUGUAACGCUGGAGCGAUUGUAAACACAGACGGCAGCGCCCGAUUUGACCAGCAACAUGUCAAGACAGUGUUAACUUGAUUUACGGCAAAAUCUGUGCAGCGAACAUAGGAACACCCACCUAGUCAAGCGGCCUUUGCAAUCCACAGUUGGCAAAUAUUGGUGACAUCACCUGACCUAAACCUCAUCGGUUGUGCACACGUGGAAACCUUGUUGGGAAAGAUAGAAUUGUGUGGAGUGACAUUGCAAAUUCCUUUCUAAACAUGGAUCCUGGGAACAAAGUGAUUCCUGUCAAGAAGAAGAAAAAGAUGAUGUCCAUUCAACUCAAGCACGAAAUCAUCGAAAAAUAUGAGCGAGGUGUGCGCGUCGUCGACUUGGCGAGAUUGUAUGACCGCAAUACUUCGACUAUAUGCUCUAUACUGAAACAGAAGGAGUCGAUAAAGGCUAUAACACCAGCUAUGGGUGUUAAAAUCAUUUCAAGGCUGCGGACAUCUGUCCAUGAAAAGAUGGAGAGGCUACUUUUGGUGUGGUUGACGGAGAAACAGCUCACAAGAUGUCCAUUGACGGAGGGUGCCAUCUGUGAAAAGGCACGGGCCAUUUACACCGACUUGCUGCAGCAGACCCCAGGCUCCUCGACGGACGGGGCACCGGAAGACUCGUUUAAAGCCAGCCGUGGCUGGUACGACAAUUUUAGGAGGAGGAUCAGCUUUCCAUCCGAUGUCGGGCACGUUGAUGCGGCCAGCAAAAAUGUGAACAAGGACUACUGCAAAACCUUCACCGACGUGAUAGCAGCCAAAGGAUACGUCCCUCAGCAGGUCUUCAAUUGUGACGAAACGGGGCUCUUCUGGAAAAGGAUGCCAAGGAGGACUUUCAUAACGAUCGAGGAGAUGAAGAUGCCUGGCCAUAAACCCAUGAAGGAUAGGUUAACCCUCACACUAUGCGCCAACGCGAGCGGCGACUGCAAGAUCAAGCCGCUGCUCGUAUACCAUUCGGAAAAUCCCAGAGCCUUCAAGUCGCACAAGAUCAUCAAAGAAAAACUGCAGGUUAUGUGGCGGGCAAACCCAAGGGCGUGGGUCACUAGGCAAUUCUUUGUAGAGUGGGUCAACCUGGUGUUUGGUCCCGCCGUGAAGAAGUAUCUCCAGGAAAAAAACCUCCCUGUGCAAGCCCUUCUGGUUCUGGACAACGGUCCCGCUCACCCACACAACCUCCAAGAUGAUAUCCUUGAAGAUUUUAAGUUUAUCAAGGUUUUCUACCUUCCACCUGACGCCACCGCUAUGCUGCAGCCCAUGGACCAGCAGGUGGUUUGUAAUUUUAAGAAGCUUUUCACCAAGCACCUCUUUCGCCGCUGCUUUGAGGUGACGCAGAGCUCAAAUCUCACCAUUCGAGAGUUCUGGAAGGACCAUUAUAACAUCGUGUCAUGCCUCAAGAUUAUCGAUCUGGCUUGGCAAGCUGUUACAAAGAGGACCUUGAUUUGUUCGUGGAAGAAGCUGUGGCCCGAGGUUGUGUCGGAAAGAGUGACCUUUGAACCUGACCAUGCGGUGGUGGAGGAGAUCGUUUCCCUCGGGAAGUCCAUGGGCCUGGAGGUGGAUGAGGGAGACGUGAACGAACUCGUCAAGGAGCACGCCCAGGAAUUGACGUCGGAGGAGUUGAAGGCGCUACAGACGCAGCAGCACGCAAAGGUUUUGCAGGAAAUCGGCACCGCCGCUCAGCCGGAGGAUGAUGAAGUCAUCUCGACCAGCGAGAUCAUGGAAAUGCUGGGAAUUUGGGAGAGACUUUCAAGUUUUAUUGAACGGAAACACCCGGAGAAAGUUGCCACCGGAUGCGCGUCGUCGCUCUUUAACGACACCUGCCUGGCUCAUUUCCGAAACAUUCUGAAAGAGCGGAAAAAGCAACUUUUGAAGCGACCCGCCGGUGAACGUGAGGAAAGCCUGAUGAAAAAGCCCAAAACCGAAGAUGAGUAAAGUGGACAAAAAUGGAGCAGUUAGUUUCAUACAGACUUACACAUGAAUACAAACCAGUUUAUUUCGCUUGUUUGCUUUUAUACCAGACAGUGUUGUAUUUCUGUAUUACAAAGGUAAUGAAAAAAUUGGGGUGCUUUUGGGUUGCUGGAACAGCCUUUCAUUUCAAUGGGGUGUUUUGAUUGAAUUUACAAGGUUAUGAAUGAAAUGUACCACUAUCACUGCUGCUUACAAAGGAAGCCUCAUCGUGUGUGUUGCUGCUUUGUCCAAAGCGAUGACUGACUAACAGCCGACAACGAGCCAAUGUCAUGUUCUGGCCUCAGAACUUCGUCCACUUCAAUUCCUGAAAUAUGAAUCGAUGGCUGGGGUAUAGGGCACACUGGUAUGUCGUCACUCAUGGCUUUGCUGUUUUGUUGGGCCCCCAUCUCAUGCAGAUGAAUUCCACCAUUACCUGGACGUGUUCAGAUUCCUUCCUCCCAAGUAGUUCCGAUUCAUCUACCCUUCUAUCGAUUUUCUGUGGACGACCAACAGCCACAAGCGGUUUAUUGACAACCAACUUGUUGAAAAGCCCCUACACAGGCCAGAUUCACCAAUGUGGAGCUCUGGACAUCAUGAGCCACGUCCAUGCACUUUGUAACAUCUCAGAGCCCGAGCUUUUGCACAAGUUCAGUCACUCCACGCCUUACGACAAUUGCUGAUCGGGCUGGUUAAGAUGGAUCACCUUGCUAGCAAGGCUAUCUUUUGUGCAUAUAGUCGCUGAAGCAAAAAAAUGAUACUUCUAAACGAUUGUGUGUCUGUUGACCUCAUACAGCAGGGAAGCAGGUGUAAAGCAGUGCCCUCGGUACGGGACACUUGCUUCUCAUUAUUGGAGUCUGCAAGGGACUUUUUAAAUGUUUUCUUUUCGUGUGUCCUUGAGGCCUUGAAAGUCAUUUGUGGUUGGAUGAAAGGGGCAGGGCAAGAAUUAUGCAAUAAAUAACCUGUUGACUAUG
Syngnathus typhle (broad-nosed pipefish) is the source of this 3269-nucleotide messenger RNA. Its product is annotated as tigger transposable element-derived protein 1-like. The transcript has 3 exons. Gene Ontology annotation, molecular function: DNA binding. Lineage: Eukaryota; Metazoa; Chordata; Actinopteri; Syngnathiformes; Syngnathidae. The record is from RefSeq and is a predicted model, not a curated record. Gene Ontology annotation, cellular component: nucleus. The coding region runs from base 586 to 2283 and encodes 565 amino acids.